UCGGAGCGCGGAGCGGGACCCGGGGCGGGAGGAGCAGCCGCCGCCCCCGCGCCGCCCGGCCCGCCCGCCCCGCCGCCUUCCCCCUCCCGCGCCUCCCCCCCGGGCUGCUCAGAGCAUCCCUCCGCCCCUCUUGCAUUUGUGUUAAUUCUUCUCAGAGACAAGAUGGCAACGCCGGCGGCGGUAAACCCUCCCGAAAUGGCAUCAGAUAUUCCUGGCUCGGUGACCUUGCCAGUGGCUCCAAUGGCAAGUGGACAAGUGAGGAUGGCAGGAUCCAUGCCUUCCAGAGGGGGAAAGCGUCGCUCUGGAAUGGACUUCGAUGAUGAAGAUGGGGAGGGGCCCAGCAAAUUUUCAAGGUAUGAUGGUGAUCAAAUCUCUGGUGAUAAGGAAAAGUUUGCAAGGGAGAAUCAUAGUGAAAUCGAGAGGCGCAGGAGAAAUAAGAUGACCCAGUACAUCACCGAGCUGUCUGAUAUGGUGCCCACCUGUAGCGCCUUGGCUCGUAAGCCCGACAAGCUGACAAUUCUUCGGAUGGCUGUUUCACACAUGAAAUCAAUGAGGGGCACUGGAAACAAAUCUACGGAUGGAGCUUACAAGCCUUCAUUUCUUACAGAACAGGAACUGAAACAUCUUAUCCUGGAGGCUGCAGAUGGGUUCCUGUUUGUAGUUGCAGCUGAGACGGGGAGAGUGAUCUACGUAUCAGAUUCUGUGACUCCUGUGCUGAACCAGCCUCAGUCUGAGUGGUUUGGCAGCACUUUGUAUGAGCAGGUUCACCCAGACGACGUGGAAAAGCUGCGAGAGCAACUGUGCACAUCCGAAAACUCAAUGACAGGACGAAUCCUGGACUUGAAGACUGGAACAGUAAAGAAAGAGGGUCAGCAGUCCUCAAUGAGAAUGUGCAUGGGAUCCAGGCGCUCUUUCAUUUGCAGGAUGAGGUGUGGAAAUGCUCCUCUGGAUCAUUUACCUCUGAACAGAAUAACAACCAUGAGAAAAAGAUACAGGAAUGGCCUUGGCCCAGUGAAGGAAGGAGAAGCACAGUAUGCUGUUGUCCAUUGCACUGGCUAUAUCAAGGCGUGGCCACCAGCAGGAAUGACUAUACCAGAGGAAGAUGCUGAUGUUGGACAAGGUAGUAAAUAUUGCCUUGUGGCAAUAGGAAGGCUUCAGGUAACCAGCUCUCCAGUGUGCAUGGACAUGAAUGGUAUGUCAGUCCCCACUGAGUUCUUGUCUAGGCACAACUCUGACGGAGUCAUCACCUUUGUCGACCCAAGGUGCAUCAGCGUCAUUGGCUACCAGCCCCAGGAUCUUCUGGGGAAAGAUAUUCUAGAAUUCUGCCAUCCUGAAGAUCAAAGCCAUUUGCGAGAGAGUUUCCAACAGGUGGUGAAACUGAAAGGUCAGGUCCUGUCUGUGAUGUAUCGUUUUCGCACCAAAAACCGGGAGUGGAUGCUGAUCAGAACCAGCAGCUUCACGUUUCAGAAUCCUUAUUCUGAUGAGAUUGAAUACAUCAUCUGCACCAACACUAACGUAAAACAACUUCAGCAACAGCAAGCGGAACUUGAAGUACAUCAAAGAGAUGGGCUGUCAUCCUAUGACUUAUCUCAGGUGCCUGUUCCAAGUAUACCACCUAAUGUUCAUGAGGGUGGAAAGUCUGUGGAAAAGCCUGAUGCUAUCUUCUCCCAAGAGAGAGAUCCUAGAUUUGCUGAGAUGUUUGCUGGAAUAACUACUUCAGAUAAAAAAAUGAUGGCCUCGGCAUCCACAGCAGGAAACCAGCAACUUUACUCACAGGGAAGCCCAUUUCAGCCAGGACACUCGGGAAAGACUUUCAGUUCAUCUGUGGUACAUGUACCUGGUGUGAACGACAUCCAGUCUUCCUCAUCAACAGGCCAGAACCUGACACAGAUAUCUCGCCAGCUCAACCAGAGUCAGGUGGCCUGGACAGGAAACCGGCCACCAUUCCCAGGACAGCAAAUUCCGUCUCAGUCUGGCAAGGCUCAGUCCUCUCCCUUUGGGAUUGGAACAAGUCACACCUACCCAGCUGAUCCAUCGUCAUACAGCCCCCUUUCCAGCCCAGCCACCUCUUCUCCAAGUGGGAAUGCCUACUCCAGCUUGGCAAACCGAAGUGCAGGGUUUGCUGAAGGUGGUCAGAGCAGCGGCCAGUUCCAGGGGAGACCUUCCGAAGUGUGGUCGCAGUGGCAGAGCCAACACCACAACCAGCAGAGCAGCGACCAGCACUCGCACCCGCAGCCCAGUCAGACCGAGGUGUUCCAGGACAUGCUGCCGAUGCCGGGGGAUCCGACGCAGGGCACUGGCAAUUACAACAUUGAAGAUUUUGCUGACCUGGGCAUGUUUCCACCAUUUUCUGAGUAGCUUGCAAAGCAGAAAUGGAAGUUCUUCUCCAAGGCCAUUUCAGUGUAAUUUUGGCGCUGCUUUUUCUGUGUUGCUUUUCUGUAGAAGCUACUAAACCAGAAGACACGUUUCUCAUGUUUCAGAUAGUGGUGUAGGGCUUGCUCUCUCCUCCUUGGGGUGCAUCAGUGCCGACAGAGGAGCUCCAGCACUUGUUAGUGUUCAUUGACAGCUCCAUUUUUUUUUUUUUUAAUUUUAUUGUCAUCUACCUCAGAGAUGAAAAACUUUGCUUGAUUUAAAAAAAAAAAUCUCUGAGUCUUAAAUAUUUGAAUGUGAAUGAUGCCUAAUAUUUCCUUUGAAUGGUAAUUUUUAAAUAGAUAACAAAGUAACAAAGACUAACAGAGAAAAGGUAAGGUCAUGUCUCGUUACAGUGCCUACCGCUCGAUUUCGAUGCCUUGCUUUAAGCUUAAGUUUCUGAAAGCAGACACAAUAUUCUGUUUUCUUUGAUUCUUGUAGUUUUUAGGUCACUUUAAAUGUUGAGAUUAAGCAACAUAAUGUAGGCCUCUCUCACCAGAAGAUUCAGCUCUGCCUUUUCUAACUUAAACUUGAAUGUGUGUACAUUUUGGUACUUUAUGUAUAUCUUGUGCUGUAUGAAGUGAUUUCCUGUACUGGUUUCUUUUGCCUUUACAAAGGGUCCAUUCUGGAGUGUACUGAAAAGUUUGAUGAUGUAUGUGACGGAUUUGAAUAUCGUGAGAAUCUCCAUCACUUCACAUAGGUGUUCUUACUUUUAAUUCAGGUGGUUCUCUGUUCAGAACAAACAUUUACUUACAUAAGCUAUUAGUCUGGUUUUGCACUGAAUUGAGGCCUAUAACCUUGUACAUUUCUCACUGGCUGCUUUAAUUUCUAUUGUUCUUACUUUCUCAAAAAAAUUGCCUCGUAAAAAAUGACUGUAAACACAUCGAUAUUGCAUUUUCUAUAUUAGCUGCAUUUCCUUUCUGUGAAGUACUUUUUUAUACUGUGAAACCUCACAUUUUAACAGUGCAGGGUGGUGGCCUGUUACUAGGAAAUCAUUCAAGCUCAUUUGCUGCAAGCAGUGAGAUGGUUUUGUAGUGUAUAAUUUUUUUAGAGUGAGUUGGUAAUAGAUAUCGAUUGGACUAUUGUCCACUGCGUACACAGUGAUAACUUGAAUUUUUGCUUGGAUUCCCAAGCAAUUGCUUCUGUUAAACCCUUUUAACCCUAUUAUGUUAAAUAUGGGAUUUUCAGCUUACCAAGUAUGUUGACUACUCUGAAUGCCAUAUGCUUUUCUGCAGAGGUAAGUUAAUCAUCUUCCUCUUCAAUGAGUCGCCUACCGUAUGUCUUCAUCAGAGAUGUGGUAGGAAGUUUUUUUAUUCAGUAUUUCAUAUGCAUGAUGAGUUACAAAGGUUGGAUUGUAAGGUCGGAAUUUUUAUCCAGAUCAUUUCUUCUGGAAUGGGAGGAGAAGGAAUCGCUCACGAGGACAAGAAACCCCCAAGUUCCCACGUGCAGGUUGUUCACGACCUUUGAGGUUGGACAGUGAUAGCCAGCCUUUGCAGAGGAGGAAGGGGACAGCUUCCCUCAGCUUUUGCAUAUUCAAGGGCCAUCAGGGACCUUGAAACAGCAACCCCAGGGCACAGUCCCAUCCAAAAGAUCUCAGUGUGUGCAGUAAUUCUUAGACCUCACAGCAUGAAGCUCUUCCUUCUCAUAGCCCCUCUUGAAUUCUGGGGUGCCUCUGACAGAGGGCACGGUGCACAUCACCACAGUCCAUCCUGUCGGGAUUCUGUCCUGGGAAGCAGGCAGGCCCUGCCCUACAGCCCACUCUGGCCAUGCAGGUUUUGGGCUGUGAGCAUGGCCCAGGGACACAGCUGUCACAGUUGGCCAUGUGGUGGUGUGCCCAUCUGACACUGCUUUCCCAGCCUUCUCCGAGAUCAGCAUGUAGGUUUCAUAUCCAGAAAGAGUCCUUUCUACUGUUUCUUUCACUAAUUCUGGGACCAAUCUCUUACCCUAUGAGCAAGUGGGGUUAGGGACUCCUUUUGUAGGAAAUUUUUGUAUAUCUGUAGAUACAGUACUUGAGAGGCCUCAGAUCUCCUGGUCUGUACCUGCCUCACCAAAUCACACUGAGAACAAACAAAAAACCUCAUAUCUCUUCUCUCCCAGAGAUCAGGAAAACACCUUUUUAGGUGAGCAAGCCAUGCUCUUACGCACUAUUCUUUUAAAUACAUGGAUGUUUAUUCUCUCAGAGCCAUCUCCCUUUUCCCUCGUGCUGCUCGGAUCAGUGAGUGCUCAUGGAACUGGACAGGCAAAGCUCUGCUGCCCCAGAGUGAAAUUCAUGUGAUGUCUGUAAGAGGUGCCUGGGUGCAGCGCUGGCUGAGCGAGGCACUCAGUGUCUGUACAGGGACUUGAAAAAGGGGCUGAUCACGAGGGAGGGAGCAGUAGGUGAGCAGUUUGUGUCCCUGCACAGAAGAUGCUUGACAUGAUAAAUGUAAUUUCUUAUAAAAUAUUUCUCCCUAAAGUGAAAAAAGUACUGGAAAAAAUGCUGUUCCUCUGUCUUAUUUUACCCAACAAACUACUUUAAGUAUGUUUAUAAUUUACAUUACUUCCUGAAUUCAAUUUAAAAAUGGGGUUUUUUAAGUAAUUUUCUUUCUCCUGACCUCAGCAAUGGUAACUUCCUCAGCGUAUCGUGGUUUUUAUACUACUGGAGAAGGCUUCUCAUGUACAGGAUUUGGUUGUGCAGUUAGAAGUGCACUGUUAGCAGAAUUUGAAGCACAUCUCUUUUUUUGUUGUUGUUUUUAAAUACAGUAUUAUUUUUUUUUAAAUCAGUGUACCUGAGGGAUCAGGGCAUGGACUGCUUCUUACCUUGUGGACUACUCCUGCCUUUUUGGUAGGGAAAGGUGAGGGCUACUCUGUUAAGGGCAGUCUGGACAGUGCCAGGUUUGGGGUUUCCCCAUGAGCCAUUAUCACCCCCCAUUUCUGUUGUGCCAUCCCGAGCCGGUGCUUUGUUCUUGGCAUCUCCACCCUUCCUCCCCUCCUCUUCCUGGCCAUCCCAUCCCUGCAGUGCUCUCCCAGCCUGUGUGGGAGGCACUGGGUUACCAUUCCCAAGCCAGCGAGGAGGGAGCAAUUAAUGAGCUUAAAGAGUUUGGCAACUUUGUACUUCUGACCAAGCAAACGAUCAAGUUGAGCCUUUGCUGCCGCCGGGCACCUGCGCUGCCCUCCCUCCGCACUCUCGUGUCCGUGGCUUGCUCCUCUCCAACAGCCACGCCCCAGGCCUUGUGGCUGACAAAGCUGUGUAGCCUUGGCUGUGCUGUAUCUUUUUGUCAUGUGUUUGGUUACUGAAGCAAACUUACUUAUAUCCUAUAGCUGAAGUUAUAAGGUGCAUUGGGAAUGCUGAUGUUUUUAUUACGUGCCGUCGGUGUAGCUUUGCUGGCACUCUGGCUUCCAGUUUCCAGAAUUUCACAGGUGGUGGAUUUCUUGUUUCUUUUGUGUUUUUUUAAGCUGGAAAUAAAGCCGUGAUUUCUGAUCAAACUGUUGCAAACACAGUGUUUCUUGAAACGGAAUCUUUUGGGGUUUAAACUAAGGGAGCAAGAAACUGCAAAUAGUGAUGGUCUGGGUGAGUUAUUUCAAGGAGCAGACAUGUAGACUGAGAAGAUUUUAGCUAUGAAAAUAUUUAUAUUCAUUUAUUCAGACAAGAAAUCCUGUUUAACAAGAGGGAUUCCAUCACAUUACUUGUGCAAGUGCUACUGGCAGUACUACAGUGAUGCUUUAACCAGAUAGUUCCAUUUGUAGCUUUGUUGCCUUUUCUUUUCUUUUGAAGUGCAGUAUGAAACUGUAAAUACUUCUUGCAGAACUGCCUUUUUAACUCUUAAUUACUUUUGGCACAGUGUUAAAUAGUGUUGGAUUUACCCAAUUGCUAUGACAUAUAUUUUUAUACAUAGGUGUACUCUUUUUUCGAGAAUAAUACAGCCAUUUUGUCAUUAAUGCCUUAUUGGUGUCAUACUGCUGUUGCUCUUUGUUUGCAAGGUAUCGAGUGGACUAGUUUCUAGUUCAGAUAUUUUCACUUUUUCUGGCAGUGCUCAAGUUUGGCUUCAGGUGAUUUUUGCCAGAGUCCCAUUUUUCACAGUUGUUAACUGUGAGUAGAAGAAGAGAAUAUGGGCUUGGGUUUGUUGCUGUUAAUGGAGCAAAGAAAAGGUGAUGGCAUCUAAUUGUCUUUAAAAGGUCAGUCUUUUCCAGAGUGCAUUUCAUGAAACUGAUGACUGUGGGCACUGAUUACUUUGUGUAGAUUAAUGGUAUUUAAAAAAAAAAGAAAAAAAGGAGAGAAAAGAAAGAAAAAGAAAACAACUCCAAAAAUGGGCUUCUGCCAUUGUUAGGCACUUGGUUACGUAUCUGUUUAAACUCUUCAUAUUGAUGUGAAAUUGUGCUGUGGAUAAAGUGUAUUUUGUACUUCUGAAUGUUCUAUAUUUAUGACUAACAAGUACAGAAUCAGUUGUGUGUAUGUAUAACUAAUAACUGCCUUUUUAAAUUUCAUUAAAAUAAAAAUGUCAUGAGCUGUUGUUAA
This is a messenger RNA of Chiroxiphia lanceolata (lance-tailed manakin), 6901 nucleotides long. RefSeq names its product aryl hydrocarbon receptor nuclear translocator 2 (gene ARNT2). Bases 163 to 2358 code for a protein of 731 amino acids. Gene Ontology annotation, biological process: regulation of transcription by RNA polymerase II. Lineage: Eukaryota; Metazoa; Chordata; Aves; Passeriformes; Pipridae. The transcript has 20 exons. Gene Ontology annotation, molecular function: RNA polymerase II cis-regulatory region sequence-specific DNA binding; DNA-binding transcription factor activity, RNA polymerase II-specific; protein dimerization activity. The record is from RefSeq and is a predicted model, not a curated record. Gene Ontology annotation, cellular component: transcription regulator complex; aryl hydrocarbon receptor complex; nucleus.